CACCUUAGGACACCUUGCGAAACACCUAAGGGAUUUCAAUUGGUGGUAAGGGGGGUCCAUUCACUACCCCUUGACCUCGAAGCACAACCCCCUAUAAGGUCUCUAGCUACGGAACACCUGUUCACAGUUUUCCUGCCUUUGAAUCUCUUUGCGCAGCGAAAGCGCUUCAGAAGCGCCGAGGCGCGUAGCUCCCGGCGUCCACUCUUCAGAGGUUAGGGAGUAGCUCCUGGGGGACUGGAAGUUGGGUCCCUAACCUCGUUGCCCUAGGUCUCCAAGUCAUUUCGAAUGCGCUGGGUCAGGGGCGUUUUGGUUUCUUCGGGAGAUCCAAGACAAUCAUACCUUUGCAUGUGGGAGAGAGGCUCCAACCUUUUGAACAGCUGGAGUCACGACUACCUGGAGUCUCAAAGUAAUUACCUCGGAAAAUCAGUACAAGUACUACAAGUACCUGUCUUUAUGGGGUCAUGCCCCGUUUUUCCAAGUUGUUCCACACUCCGUUUUUGAAGGGACCUCCGCGUCUGUUCGCUUUCUGGAUCGACUUCCCAUGCAUUUUCGAGGCAGGUCGUUGCCCUGGCGCGACCAGAAGCUCCAGUCGCCCACGUGUCAGGAGGAGCACCUUCGUUUGGCGCUGGAGCGGCUCUUCCUGGGCGCCGGCGCCCGCGGAAGAACCCGCGUCGCCCGCGUCGGGCGGGCAGCCCGUGACGCCCUGGAAGACCGCAAGACGACCAGCCCUGACCGCCCAGAGGAGACUCUGAGCGGCCCGAGCUUCGAGACUCUGAGCCAGCAGAGGAGGAGAAGAGAACUCUUGGCGCUGAUCCUCAUGUGGCCGCUGCUGCUCGUUGCGGCGCGAGUCGGGGGGAUCGUGACCCACCUGGAGCACGACCAGUCCACCGGUGAUGGUGUUGACCUACCAUUGCUGCCCCAGGACGGGUGACGAGCAACGAUCUUCGCGCAAAAUGAUGUUGCAGAAGAAGGACCAGUGAGGGCUCAAAGUUGGCCCCAGCCCAGGUCCGGUGGAAAGAAUCAAUCCACAGCAGACAGAGACAAGUGAUGAGCAAGUGAGACUGGGAAGUCGCCACACACACA
This is a messenger RNA of Durusdinium trenchii, 1083 nucleotides long. NCBI's taxonomy places the organism in Eukaryota, Dinophyceae, Suessiales, Symbiodiniaceae. The record is from the annotation of a GenBank genome assembly.